Molecule: messenger RNA, 2832 nt
Organism: Trichophyton rubrum CBS 118892
Lineage: Eukaryota; Fungi; Ascomycota; Eurotiomycetes; Onygenales; Arthrodermataceae
Exons: 1
Coding region: 1-2832 (943 amino acids)
Biological process (GO): intra-Golgi vesicle-mediated transport; early endosome to Golgi transport
Cellular component (GO): TRAPPII protein complex
Source: RefSeq, a predicted model, not a curated record
AUGCGGAAGCCUGAUAACUUACUCCUUAUCCUUGCAGUCGAGUAUACCGACCCAUUCGGCCUGUUUCCUCAAGUCAAGCCGCUCCUAUCCCAAGUCCUUCCCCUCCGAAACCUCCACUGGAAGUCUUCGACUCGGCCAGUCCGCUCGAUUGACUCCCUGCAAAUCGAUUUCAAACCCGCCCACACGGUAGCAGAUGACCAGAAGCGACUCAGCGAUGGCGCAAGCGGAGCGGUAUCGCAGAGAAGACACCAGAUACCUGGACUAUUACAGACACCAUAUUUAAAGAUAUAUUUGUUACGAUGUGAUGAUAACGAGACGUAUAAGACGACCUCUAGAAAGACGUUACGAGAAUGGAUAAAAACUAGGACAUCCGCUGCGCCAACUGGACCUGAUAACCACGAUGCGUUCGAAUGGUUAAUUCUUCACGUCAUACCAUCGACUGCACCUAGCCCUGAAGUGACAGAGAAGGCCACACCAUCAAAAUGGCCUGGGAGAGGCUCGACUUCGGUCCUUGAGAAAGUAAAGGCCGAUUUCAACGGAUCCUCAAAAACCGCAGUUGACCGUGUUGCGCAGCUGAGGAUUCCAAAAGCGGAUGCGGAUAAGAAACAGCCUGAAUUAACGGCGCAAUUGGAUGAGCUUGUCGCGAAGCUGAAAUAUUUUAUUCUCACAUCUUUUGAUUUGCGCGUGGGUCAAUAUGAGGCUGAUAUCCGUGAGAAGGACUCACAGAGAAGCCUGCCGGGCUGGAACUUCUGCACUUUCUUUAUACUAAAAGAGGGUCUUUCUCUUGGCCUUGAAAAUGUUGGGCUUUUCGAGGAUGCUCUUAUAGGAUAUGAUGAGCUUGCUGUCGGACUGGAUUCGGCACUGCGAGAUCAAAUCUCGGGCACGGGAGACCAGCACGGAGGCACAUUUCUAAAUUACAGCAAAGACCUCAAAUCAAAAGCUGAGGCUGCUCUGGCUGCAGAGUCGUCGGAAAAGGAAGAAGGAUCCAGUUCAUCAGAGGAUGAGGAUGAAGAUGAGGACGACAAUGAUGGUGACCGUGAUGAGCUUUUCUCAAACCCCAUUGCACUGGAUCAAGAUAUUUUUCCACUUCAGCCCCAACAGAAACCAUACAGAGAUAUGAUUCUUGCAAAUAACAUAUCUGUCUUUGAUUUUCGUGUCUAUAUCUUUUCGAGGCAGCUACUACUCCUCCUCAAAGCUGCGCGGUCACCCCCAUCAAAUCGUCAAAGUAGCUCCCAAAAAAGUGCGGAGAAGCAUAACUUGACACUUCUCGCCGAGAUCUGUGAGAGAGCUAGCGAGUUUAUUACCCUUGCUUGCCGAACGUUGCGGAAAGAUGUCGAAACUGGACUGGCUCAGUUAAAACAAGCUCCGGAUCCCUCCAGGAAGGAGAACAUUAUCACAAAUAUCGUUUCAUCCUGGGCCUACGCAGCCGUUUCCCAAGUCCUUAUUCAAACGUCUACUAAGAGCCUUGAGAUUCCCAAAGUUUCCCUAAGGACGAGCAAGGACCUAGUUGAUGCAACUGUUCUUACCAGCUUCGCCACGGGAGCAAGGCCAGAAGUUCUUAAACGGACCAGUUCAUUGAUGUCCUCUACUUCAAGACCUAAUUCCGUUUUAGCCUUAAACCCAUUGGGGUCCAUCAUGUCCGCACCGCAAAAAGCCGGCGGUAUAGAGUUAGCCGCGGCCCAGGCUGAUUUGUAUCACCUCGCUAGAUGCCAGUUGGGAGCACUUGGCCGGAGGAGAGGAUGGGGAAAUAGAUGGCAUAGUAUGCCAUUGCUGCUCAAUGGAAAGAACGGCUUCACUGAGGUUUCGUUGAAUGACGAGCCCAUAGACAAAAGACGACCCCCAGUGGUAUCAACGUCAGCGGGUGUAGAAACGCCUUGUCUGGCUCUAUCAAUGGAGUCAGAAAAGAACUUUAACUGCCUUUAUGAACAGAUUACAGACCAAAUAUUCCGUCAUAAUGUUGCAGCGAACCGAUUCAAGUCUGCGGAAAUAAUGAUGGCUGAUAUUGCACUGCUGAAGUAUGAAACGGGUGACUAUGCCUUAGCAGCAUCAUACUUUCACCAGCUCUCCAAUUUUUACCGCAGCAAUGGUUGGGAGACGUUAGAAGGCACAAUGGUAGAGCUAUACAGUCAGUGCCUAAAGCAGCUGGACCGCAAAGAUGAGUUCGUUCAUGCUCUUCUGAGACUACUCGGGAUAUAUUCCUCGACCAUUCAACCUUCUUUGAUAUUGCAAUCUAGCAUAGGUUGCAAGGUUGAAGGAUACGUUGAGGAUCUAUUUGCAGUCUCUCAGUCGCUUUCCAAAACGUUUCCGGUUCUUAUUAAAGAUUUUUUCAGAGAUAUCCAAGUCCAACCCGGCAUUUCUCACUUCCAGGAUAGAGACGGGUUCCAGGCACAGCUGUCAUUGAGAUACGCUCUUGGGGAAAAGAUAAAAAUUGACAAUGUUAAGAUGCGCCUCGUUAAUGCGUUAGAAAUACCAAACAACGAGCUGUGGUUGGAAAAUCCCGACUCGACUGUGGUAAAGUCGAAGUGGACAAAAAUCUUGCUUGACUCCUCGGUAAGAUUUGAUAUUCUACAAUAUUGUAUAAUGCUAAUCUCUAUUGUUUUUUACAACUGUAGACAACAGUACAUGGAAAGUACUAUGUUGACCGGAUUGAGAUGCGAGCAGGGAAUAUUACGUUCACACAUGAUUAUGACAAUCAAGUGGCUGCAUCUCAUAUACUUCAAGACACGUCAAGCAAGUCGCUUACUUCCGAGGCAGAACGCCCAUAUGUGGUCUGUUUCCCCGCUGUCAACGCGUUUAUCGGAAAAGUUUCUCAGUCGAGAGCUAUCAACUUGA